UUGCUACGAUGAGCGAAAAUAUGUUUCCGAAUUUUCAAGGUGAGACAUUUUUUUCCAUAUUUGCUAUAUAUUUCCCGGCUGCAACAGGAAUAAUGGCAGGUGCAAAUAUUAGCGGUGAUUUAGCGGAUCCUCAGCAUGCUAUACCAAAAGGUACAUUAUUAGCAAUAGCGGUAACAACGGUGAUAUAUUUAUUGGUUGUAUUUGCAACCGGGUCAACCUGUGUACGAUAUUCUGACGGUUAUCAACAGCCAUAUUUCAUCAACAAUUCCUAUUUCAUUCCCGAUUGUGCGCAUAAUAAUUCAUGUCCAUACGGUUUAAUGACUUCUUUUAAGGUAAUGGAAAAUGAAAGUUUUUAUGGACCAAUAAUUAUAGCUGGUAUUUUUGCUGCAACAUUAAGCUCAGCUCUAGCUAGCCUUGUUAGUGCACCAAAAAUUUUUCAGGCCGUAUGCAAAGAUCGUCUAUUCCCGAAGGUGGAUUUCUUUGCACGAGGUUAUGGGAAGGAUGAAGAACCACGUCGAGCCUAUGCACUUGGCUUUGUAAUCGCUUUGGCGGUAAUUCUAAUCGGAGAAUUGAAUGCAAUAGCACCGAUAAUUUCAAACUUUUUCUUGGCUUCCUACGCACUCGUUAAUUAUUCGUGUUUCGAUGCUUCAUUUGCAGAUUCACCAGGUUUUCGGCCCGCUUUUAAAUAUUACAAUAUGUGGGUGUCAUUAAGCGGUGCAUUGCUAUGUAUCAGUGUUAUGUUUAUUAUUUCAUGGUGGACUGCAUUGCUCACAUUCUUUUUUUUUGCAGUGCUAUUUUUGUAUAUAUUAUAUCGUAAACCUGAUGUUAAUUGGGGAUCAUCCACACAAGCUCAUACUUAUAAGAAUGCACUGCAAGCUAUGCAAAAAUUAUCCAAUACCGAAGAGCAUGUAAAAAAUUACCGACCGCAAAUACUGUUGUUAGCCGGUAAUCCGGCAGCGCGACCAUCACUUGUUGAUUUUGCUUAUAAUAUUACAAAAGGAUCAAGUCUGAUGAUAUGUGGUUUCGUGGUACCGUAUGAGCCGUGUGAUCGAGUGUUUGCGCUGCUUCGAAAAUUGGAUGUUCAAAUGAACGAAUGGUUGAGAAAGCGUCACGUAAAAUCGUUUUACGUUUCCGUAGCUAGUCCUAGCUUACGUACUGGUGCCCAAACGCUACUUCAAGUUACCGGUCUUGGAAAAUUGAAACCAAAUAUUUUGAUCAUUGGUUUUAAAAAAAAUUGGGCAGAACGUGGUGUGGAAGGAUUGGGUGAAAUUAAUGAUUAUUUUGGAGUCAUUCAAGAUGCUUUCGAAAGUCGAAUGGGAGUAGCGGUGCUGCGAAAUUCUCGAAGUGGUCUUGAUUACAGUGAACUGAUGAAACGGCAUAAUGUAGGUGAUACGGCACGACUUAAUUUACCGGAUAUUACGCAAUCUUCAAAUUCGACAAAAACAGACAGUGGAACAACCAAUCUUGAUAUGCAAGAAACGAAAUUGACAGAAAACGAUGCUAAGAUUACUGAAAAAAAAGCCGAAAAUAAUUUACGACAAAAUAUGGACAAUGAUCAAGAACAAAAUGAUAAUGGAUCGAUGCGAUUGCAUCGACAAAAAGCUAUUGAUAUAGGAAGUAGCGGUCAAAAAAUCACAGCGGUCAGUACCGCUAAUUUGGAUACAUUCGCAGCUACAGCAAAUACAGGCGAUGCUUUGAAUGUAGAACAUUUUGAUUCCAUUAAUGAAUCACUACUUUUUGGCAAUAUUCUGCAUCUUGCGGCGACAGGUUCAUAUCUGGCCAAUUGUCCAUUGGAAUGUUUUGAUGAGGAAAAAAAUGAAGCUGAAAUGAAUGGUGCUAUUGUGGGAAAUGCUAAUGGUGAUUUGGAAGAGGAUUGUGAUGAAUAUGCGGAUGAGAAAACACGACUAACAAAAGGUAGCAAUGAUGAUAAGCAGAUAUUAACACACGAGCAGAAGCUUCGAAAUCAUCGUUAUCGUCAUAUUGCUAUCAUUAAUCGUAAUAACAGUAAUAGUGUCGAUGGUGCUAAUAUUGAUGAUGUUAAUAAUGUAAUUGAUAAGGAUAAGGUACUUGAAAUACCUGAAGCACUCAGGCGACAUUCGUUACAUGACAGUUUUCGACGAUCACAUCGUCCAACGGCAGCACAACGUGAACUCGUCGCAUCAAUUUGUCGUUUUCAUCGUAAAAUCAAAGGUGCAGUAAUUGAUGUUUGGUGGUUAUAUGAUGAUGGUGGCUUAACUCUUCUCAUUCCACACCUAUUAACAUUACC
Molecule: messenger RNA, 2266 nt
Organism: Acanthocheilonema viteae
Lineage: Eukaryota; Metazoa; Nematoda; Chromadorea; Rhabditida; Onchocercidae
Source: the annotation of a GenBank genome assembly